AUGACGGGGUCGAAAAAGAAAUCCAUAUCGGAUAAACCAUCUUCCUCUUCUAAAGUCGUAAGCAAGUUCAUCGAGGCCUGGAAGAAAGUGAUGCCGAAUAUGGAUCCACCGAAAACCCCCUCGGCCUACAUGGCUCCUCGCCCACCGACCCCAACCACAAUCCCCUCAAAGCUGACCGUCAAAUUCGUUCUUUCAUACAAUUCUGUGUUGUCCGGCAAAGAGGUUGAUAUGGUCAUUAUCCCUGCAACUACUGGACAGAUGGGUGUUUUGCGUUGUCACAUACUGACAAUUGCGGAGCUUAAACCUGGGAUUCUAUCUGUUCACGAAGGCAAUGAUGUGACUAAGUACUUUGUGAGCGGCGGUUUUACUAUCAUCCAUGCAAGCUCUGUUGCCGAUAUUGCGGUUGUUGAGGCCACCCCAGUUGACCGCAUUGACCUGAACUUGGUUCAGACAGGCCUAACUAUUUACCAGCAUAAGCUAAACUCAGCGACAACGGAUCUUGAAAAAGCUGAAGCUCAAAUUGGGGUCGAUGUACACAGUUCUCUCAAUGUUGCUCUUACUGGUUAA
Molecule: messenger RNA, 567 nt
Organism: Striga asiatica
Lineage: Eukaryota; Viridiplantae; Streptophyta; Magnoliopsida; Lamiales; Orobanchaceae
Source: the annotation of a GenBank genome assembly